AUGCUUUGGCCGCAGUAUGAAAGAACCGCCCCUUAUUCAAUUUACCCAGUUGAUUACAAACGCACUGGUUUAUACUGGGUAGAGGACUUCCGUAAGUUAGAACCACUUGACCCGUGCCGGCCCACAGGACUCAUUGUAGUAGCUAGAGAUAACGUUGCAAGACAGGUUCCUGACUAUAUGCUGCGACGGGAUGCUAAUUUAUGGAUACUAGACGAUCGGACGUGGACGGAGUACAAGUACUUGACUAAUGCGGAACAAAGGCUGUAUGUGAAUGAGUCAGAUGGAAUUACAGCAGCUGGCCGUCUCCUUGAAGACGGAUGCUAUCAUAAAGGCCUGUCCUCGGCGCCUUUUAACUCCAUAGAUCAUGAGCCGGGUCAUUUGUACCUAAGGUGUAACAAUGAGCAGACUUAUGAUAUAACCGAGACAAGGGACAGUAACAAGUGCUAUUCGGGCUGGUCGUCAAGAAAUGGACUACCCCAUUUCCGGAACACUAUAUCAUCCACUGGUUCUUCUUCCACUUUGGCCACAUCACCCCCAACACCCUCAACCCAACAGUUGCUUAGUGAUUCCACUCUGCAAAUUAACAUCACCCCAACGACUGUCCAGACCUCGUCGACUACUGAGAACAUAGCUACAACGACCAGCAAUACUGUCAACAGAGGCUUGCCUGCUACUGAACCGCCCACCAACCUUAUCAAGGAGGCAACUGAAGAAUUAUCUGCUACUGAGCAUUUAUCUACUGUGGUGUCCGUGCCAUCCCCCACACAUCUUUAA
Nematocida homosporus is the source of this 774-nucleotide messenger RNA. RefSeq lists its product as uncharacterized. Lineage: Eukaryota; Fungi; Microsporidia. The transcript has a single exon. The record is from RefSeq and is a predicted model, not a curated record. The coding region runs from base 1 to 774 and encodes 257 amino acids.